AUGAAUGACAUUUCAACUUCACCAACAACGGCAACUAAAAUACCAGCAACAACAAUAGCAGCAACAAUAACAACAACAACAAUAACAACUGCACCACCACCAACAACAACAACAACAACAGCAACAGUAGCAGCAAAAACAACAACAACGACAAAAGCAUAUGGUUCAGGAAAGAAUGUGCAAAAAGUCAUUUCAUCACAUUUAAAAAAUUCAAGAUUAUAUAAAACUGAGCUCUGUCGAACAUGGGUGGAUUGUGGACGAUGUAAUUAUGGUGAUAAAUGUCAGUAUGCUCACGGUGAAGGAGAUAGAAAGCCAGUACAAAGGCAUCGCAAAUAUAAAACUGAAUUUUGUUUAUCGUUUCAUCAAGUUGGUUAUUGUCCAUAUGGACCGAGGUGUAAUUUCAUUCAUAAUGAAGAGCAAUCACAAAUUGGACGUAAUCAAAUUAAUUGCAAUGGAAACAAUAAGAUGAAUGUUAGUAAUUGUAGCAGCAAUAAUAGUAACAAUGAUCUAACAGCAACAACAACAACAACAGCAACAGUAACACCAACAGCAGCAGCAGCAGGAGCAGCAACAAUAACAGCUGUUACAGCAACAGCUACUACAACAUUAACAUUUGGUAUUUGGCAACCAUAUUGUAAUUCAAUGGGUGAUUCACCAGCUCCUAGUUCAGCUUGUUCCAGUACUGAUAGCUCUAUUGGUUCAGCAAGUCCAAGUGUAGAUUUUGAUGAGAAUAUUUGCUCUGCUAUUGUUGCAACUAAUGGUUGGAAUACAUUUGGUACCAAAUUUAACAAUAAUAAUAUGUAUCAUUUUAAUUGGCCUUCAACAAUAGCAAUAGCAACAACAGCAACAACAACAACAACACCACCACCAUUACCACCAUCACCACCACCAGCACGAACAACAGUAACAACGACAGCAGCUGUGACGACAACAGGAACAGAGACGGUGACAGUGACAACUGCUCAAGCGUUACCACUUCAAACACAGCCAAUACUUGAUUCAGCACUUUUCAACGAUUUACUUGAGCUAACAAUUGAUGAGAAGAAAACAAAGAAGAAAACAAUUAUCACGAAAACAGUAAGUGAUAGUACUACUGUGACAUGUGCAUCAUCCGGUCGUCUACCGGUUUUUGUUCAACUUAGUAAUCCAUCAUCAGCAUCAUGGAAUAAGUGGUUUGAAUUAUUAUCUGAUGAAUAA
This is a messenger RNA of Brugia malayi, 1197 nucleotides long. RefSeq names its product Salivary glue protein Sgs-3 precursor, putative (gene Bma-ccch-1). NCBI's taxonomy places the organism in Eukaryota, Metazoa, Nematoda, Chromadorea, Rhabditida, Onchocercidae. The record is from RefSeq and is a predicted model, not a curated record. Gene Ontology annotation, molecular function: metal ion binding; mRNA binding. The transcript has 5 exons. The coding region runs from base 1 to 1197 and encodes 398 amino acids.